AUGUCGUCCACGACGAAAGAAGAAGGAACGACGUAUUCGCGGUUGAAAGAAAAACUCGCUGAAAUCGAUUGCUUGUCCUCGUUGGCGGGUUUAGCCGGGUGGGACGAAUUGACGAUGAUGCCGAGUGGAGAACACGCGGCUUUGUUGCGUUCGAAAGCGUCCGCGGUAUUAGCAGGGGUUAUUCAUCAGAAAUCUAUCGAUUCAGAAUUAGGGAAACUCAUCGCGAACAGUCAACCUUCACGUCCGAAAGAUAUCGCGAACGUGAAAAGAGCGAAAGAGGAGUACGAACGGUCGGCGAAAAUUCCAAGCGAUAUGGCGAAGAAAGCGGCGGAGUUACAAUCCGAGGGGUACCAAAUUUGGGUGAAGGCGAGAACGGCGAAGGAUUUCCAGACGUUUUCGCCGAUAUUGAAAGAGUGGGUUGAUCUCGUGAAACGCAGGUGCGAGUUGAUCAAACCCGGGGAGGAUGCGUUUAACACGAGUUUAGACGAGUACGAGAGAGGAAUGACCGCAGAGCGUCUCAAUGAGAUAUUUCCUGUCGUGAAGACGUGCGUCGUGGAUUUGAUUCAAAAAGUGUACGCGAAAGAGUCGCCGGUGGCGUUGAAAAAAGGCGAAAACGUGGUGAGCAAUGGCACUUUUGACGUGGAUACGCAGGCAAAGUUAUCGAAGGAGAUCGCGUUAAAGCUUGGGUUUGAUUUAGAAAAAGGGAGAUUGGAUGUUUCCGUGCAUCCGUUUACGGGAGGCUGCGGUCCCGGAGACGUACGAAUGACCACGCGAUACAAAGAAAACGAUUUGUCGGAAGGUUUGACCGGGACGAUUCACGAAACCGGGCACGCUUUGUACGAACAAGGAAGAAACGUGACGGAAUACGCGAAUCAACCCGUAUCGCGCGCGCACUCGAUGGGCGUCCACGAAUCGCAAUCGUUGUUGUGGGAACGCAUGGUCGCGUUAUCGCCGUCUUUUUCCACGUUUCUUUUGCCGGAAUUGAAGAAGUCGUUCCCGAAAGAAUUUGAAAACGUGACCGAAGCACAGUUGCACGCGUCUUUGAACGUCGUGAGAAACCCGUCGGUGAUUCGAGUGGAAGCGGACGAGUUGACGUACCCGUUGCACAUUUUGUUGCGAACGGAGUUGGAAAUUGGUUUGAUGCGCGGCGAAAUCGCCGUGGACGAUUUACCAAAACUUUGGAACGAGAAAAUGAAACAAUAUUUGAACGUGGACAUCGAAGACGAUUCGCGAGGCGUUUUACAAGACGUCCACUGGUCGUCUGGCGCGUUCGGAUACUUUCCAACGUAUCUGUUGGGUGCAAUGUACGCGUGUCAAAUCUUCGAAGCGGCGAAGAAAGCUUUGCCGACGUUGGAGGACGACAUCGCAAAAGGCACGUUCGCGCCGCUUCGCGAAUGGUUGCGCGUAAACGUCCACGAUCGAGGCAGUGAAUGCGAUUCCGCGGAUGACUUGUUGGUUUUAGUCACGGGCAAGCCGCUCGAUGCGGAAGCGUUCACGAAAUACUUGACGGAAAAGUAUACCAAGUUGUAUAAUCUCUAA
Molecule: messenger RNA, 1539 nt
Organism: Bathycoccus prasinos
Lineage: Eukaryota; Viridiplantae; Chlorophyta; Mamiellophyceae; Mamiellales; Bathycoccaceae
Product: metalloprotease
Exons: 1
Coding region: 1-1539 (512 amino acids)
Biological process (GO): proteolysis
Molecular function (GO): metallocarboxypeptidase activity
Source: RefSeq, a predicted model, not a curated record